Bolinopsis microptera is the source of this 1222-nucleotide messenger RNA. RefSeq lists its product as uncharacterized. The record is from RefSeq and is a predicted model, not a curated record. The transcript has 7 exons. NCBI's taxonomy places the organism in Eukaryota, Metazoa, Ctenophora, Tentaculata, Lobata, Bolinopsidae. The coding region runs from base 2 to 1222 and encodes 406 amino acids.
UAUGUUCAUGUUUCUCAUCAUCCUUUGGAUGAUACCUUCAUCUAUAUGCGUCGAUUAUCAGAUAACAGCGACAAUCAUCCCUGGUCUGUACUCCGGUACUGCUGACAAACAGUUUGUGACGAUUAAGGGGAAAGCACCUGUAGAGAAGGAAUGCUCAGCUGACUUCAAUGUGGAUAACCAGGAUGUCACGUGCUCGGUGCAGACCGAAAAUGCGAUAGAAGACUACAAAUGCUUGCUCUGGAGAACAGAUGGCAAUGAUGGUAUGGACCUCAGUAAGAUAAAAGUGAUCGCAGAUAACACGGUGAUACAUUUGAUCGAGCCACCGCAGGACGCUACCGUAAUAGCAAUAACUGGUGCAAAUAGCUACGUAUUUUGCCAUCAGCAACCAAGACAAAGAGAACAAGGUGAGAUUGUUCCAGUUAGUGCUGAACAAUCGGAAACGAAAGGACUGGAAACAGUCAAAGCGCUGUUUAACGCUGAGUUAGCUAUAGAUCUGAACCACGCGUCUGGGUGCACCGCUGUGCCUGACGGAACUGGUGUUAGCUAUGUGAAACUGAACUUUGGCAAGGUAUACUGUGUAGAGAAGGUAACGUGGUACCGUGACGGCGAAAUUUUCAAAACAUGGACCUGCAAUGAGGAAGGAUGUAGCUCAGACAACGGAGACGGGUACACUUUAACAGUAUACUCAGGAGGAGGAGGAGACCAACCACGCCCCUGUCAAUACGGAGAUACGGUGAAGCUGGCGAGAGAAGGGGGCCGUGUAUUGUCUGUGGCCGAGAUAUCAGUGAUUGCAAGACCAGAUGCUGAUUGCACGAGUGUUGAUUCAACAUGGACGAACGUACGAACAGAUCCAACACUUCCAGUCACACACGGAGUAGAGAUAACACUCAGCUGUCCUAAAGACUACACCAACAAGGGAGGUGACAAAGCAACUUGUCAGGACGGAACUUUUGUUCCAACUGGUCAACAACCUCCUAAUUGUCCCAAAUGUAUGACUGUCAACGAGGAUCUCAAGAUCACAGUGACGGAUCCUCAGUUACCAGCUGAAGACGGAGCCAGUAUAAACUACCGCUGUUCGAAGAAAUAUGCUAAAAAAGGAGGAAAUGUCAACCUGGUUUGUGAAAAUGGGAUUGUCACCUUCUCUGGGGGAAACACGCCGUGCUUCAAAAUAGGUACAGCUUCUUUGAUUCAACUGUACAUUAUAAAAAUGCGCGAAAUGUAA